ACAUGGCCAUAUGUGUGUGUGUAUAUAUAUACACACAUAGAUACAUAUAUAGGUGGUGUUUUCGUCUACCUUUGAAACACACAGUACACACAGUACAUAACCCCAAUGAGGGGCACUAAUAACAAUAAUAUUGAAGGGCUGUACAGAGUCACCAAAAAACCUUAUUCAUCAUGCAUUGAUUUCUUUGCUUUUUUUUCUUUAUCUCUUCUUCUCUUCUUCACUCUCUUCACAUAUUAUGGAUCCAACCAUUUCUCUUCUCCUCAUCAUUUCUUCUCAUCUUCCCCCUGGGCCUGGACCCCUUCUUCCUCCUCCUUCUUUUCUCUCUUCUCCUCCUUCCGCCGCCCUCCGACGCCGCCGCCGCCGCCGUCCAUGAACCCUAAGAUGGCCAUGUACCCUACAUUCAGUGUAUAAAAUGCGAAAAUGCAAAAGGCAGUGGCACAUUUGGUGGAGGAGUUGAAUCAGAAAAGUAUCAUAUCAAGAAGAGAUGAUAAAAAGAUGGAAAGGAUCGAAGCCGGUCUUAGCAAGGCCAGAGCGUUCAUUAAAGACGCGAUUCUCAAAAGUCGCUAUUCACCUCCACUUGCGCAGGACACAGAUUAUGUUCCUCGAGGAGAUAUCUAUAGGAACGCUUAUGUCUUUCAAAGGAGUUAUAUGCUAAUGGAAAAGAUGUUCAAGAUAUAUGUCUAUGAAGAAGGGGAAGCCCCUUUGUUCCACUAUGGUCCAUCCAAGGACAUAUACUCCACAGAAGGCAUUUUUCUUGGGUUAAUUGAGUCCAACACACAGUUCAGAACGUAUGAUGCUGACGAAGCUCAUGUUUAUUUCCUCCCUUUCAGUGUUGUAAUGAUCUUACAACACUUGUUUGACCCCGUCACACGUGACAAGGGCGUUCUUGAACGUGUCGUGGGCGAUUAUGUCCAUAUAGUAUCCACCAAGUAUCCGUACUGGAACAGAAGUCUUGGAGCCGAUCACUUCAUGCUCUCAUGCCACGACUGGGGGCCCCGAGCAACAUGGUACGAACACCACCUAUACUUCACCUCCAUGCGAGUGUUGUGUAAUGCCAAUACCUCGGAGUUCUUCAACCCUAGAAAAGAUAUAUCAUUUCCAGAGAUUAAUCUCCGAACAGGAGAUCUCACUGGACUGACAUCGGGAUCCUCAAACCGCACAAUUCUUGCAUUCUUCGCGGGACGAUUACACGGCCGCAUCAGGCCGGUGCUCUUCCAACACUGGAAAGACAAAGACUCGGACGUUAAAGUGUACGAAAGACUACCCGAAAAUUCUCCCUUGUCCUACAAGGAAAUGAUGGAGAGGAGCAAGUAUUGUUUGUGCCCGAGUGGGUACGAGGUGGCGAGUCCUAGGAUUGUGGAGGCUAUAUACGCGGAGUGCGUGCCGGUCUUGAUAUCUGAGAAUUAUGUGUUGCCAUUCAGUGAUGUCCUAGAUUGGGAUAAGUUCUCGAUCAAAGUGUCAGUGAGGGAGUUGCCAGAGCUGAAGAGGAUUUUGAUGGGAAUAGGAGAGGAUGAGUACAAAGCGUUGCAUAGGGGGGUGAGACAAGUUCAACGACACUUUGUGGUGAACGAUCCUCCUAAGAGAUACGAUGUGUUCCAUAUGAUGAUUCACUCUCUUUGGUUGAGAAGGUUGAAUCUUAGAAUCAAUGCUUGACGACGAUUUUUGUCUAGGAAUAGGUAUAGCGUCAUUUUUUAGAUUUGAUCUAAUUACGUAUAGACUCCUCCCUCAGAUUUAAGAAAUCACAUUUUCUACCUUCCUAGACAUUAAACGGCUGUUGAAAGACCCUAACGGUCUAGAUGUACUGACUCAUUUGCCCUUCAUUAUAAAUUAAACAAAACCCCUUGAGGUUUUUAAAUAUUA
Molecule: messenger RNA, 1860 nt
Organism: Sesamum indicum (sesame)
Lineage: Eukaryota; Viridiplantae; Streptophyta; Magnoliopsida; Lamiales; Pedaliaceae
Product: putative glycosyltransferase At3g07620
Molecular function (GO): glycosyltransferase activity
Source: RefSeq, a predicted model, not a curated record